This is a messenger RNA of Leptosomus discolor (cuckoo roller), 438 nucleotides long. NCBI's taxonomy places the organism in Eukaryota, Metazoa, Chordata, Aves, Leptosomiformes, Leptosomidae. The record is from RefSeq and is a predicted model, not a curated record.
AUGGCACAUGCUCGUAUCUCAGCCAACCUCCCCCCUGAUAUCGAUCCCACAAAAGCUCCUGUUGCAUUCGGAAAGAGGGCCCUUCCUAAACUGCAGGAGGAGUUACAUUCUCCUGAUCUGCUGACUCAGCAGCGGGCAUUGAUGGCGCUCUGCGAUCUGGUCCAUGACCCAGAAAAUGUCUACCAGGCAAUAGAAAUAGGAUUCUUGGACAACCUGAAGACUUUGCUGCUACAUCAUGACAGUACUGUCCGACAAAAAACAACACAAAUCCUCUAUAUAAUGGCUAGACAUAAUGUUGGCAGGCAAGGCCUGAUACAAAAUGGAGUGAUUUCUGCCCUCACUAAGCUCUUGGAUGAUCCAGUAGAUAUCUGUCGGAAGAACACGCAUCAGAUUUUUGAAAUGAUGGCAAAAUUACCUGAAGGUAGUAUUGUUAAAUGA